Nycticebus coucang (slow loris) is the source of this 5851-nucleotide messenger RNA. RefSeq names its product small nuclear RNA activating complex polypeptide 3 (gene SNAPC3). Gene Ontology annotation, biological process: snRNA transcription by RNA polymerase III; snRNA transcription by RNA polymerase II. Gene Ontology annotation, molecular function: RNA polymerase III type 3 promoter sequence-specific DNA binding; RNA polymerase II cis-regulatory region sequence-specific DNA binding; core promoter sequence-specific DNA binding. Gene Ontology annotation, cellular component: snRNA-activating protein complex. Lineage: Eukaryota; Metazoa; Chordata; Mammalia; Primates; Lorisidae. The transcript has 9 exons. Bases 33 to 1271 code for a protein of 412 amino acids. The record is from RefSeq and is a predicted model, not a curated record.
CAGUCUGUUGCAGGGAAGGGAGUGGGGCGAACAUGGCCGAAGGUGGCUCCGGCCGCCCAACGUGCCACGGGAUUCUUAGCAGGCAGGAGCCGGCCCCCAGCACUGGCGACUGCAACUUUCCAGAGUACGAGCUUCCCGACCUAAACACCCGCACUUUCCACGUGGGCGGCUUUGGGGAGUUAUGGCGUGGCCGGCUUCGUGGGGCUGGGGACUUGUCGCUGAGGGAGUCCCCGGCGCCCGCUCUGCUCGGGCGAGGAGAGGUCUCUGACUCGGACCAAGAGGAUGCCGCUGUGGCCCGGGAUCUGGGCUGCAGCCUGGAGGCGGCCGCGGAGCUAAGGGCAGUGUGCGGCCUUGAUAAACUGAAAUGCUUUGAGGAAGGCGAGGACCCAGAAGUCAUCCCAGAGGAUACUGACCUGGUGACUUUGGGGGUUAGAAAGAAAUUCUUAGAACACCGGGAAGAAACCAUUACAAUUGAUCGUGUCUGCAGACAAGAAACAUUUGCUUAUGAGAUGGAGUCACAUGCCAUAGGAAAAAAGCCUGAAAACCCCUCAGACAUGAUUGAAGAAGGCGAGCUUAUCCUAUCUGUGAAUAUUUUAUACCCUGUUAUAUUUCAUAAGCACAAAGAACACAAACCAUACCAGACAAUGCUGGUAUUGGGCAGUCAAAAGCUCACAGAACUAAGAGAUUCAAUUUGCUGUGUCAGUGACCUCCAGAUUGGUGGGGAAUUCAGCAACACUCCUGACCAAGCCCCUGAGCACAUCAGCAAAGAUCUCUAUAAAUCAGCCUUCUUUUAUUUCGAAGGAACAUUUUACAAUGAUAAAAGAUACCCGGAAUGCAGAGAUUUGAGCAGAACUAUCAUUGAAUGGUCAGAGUCCCAUGAUAGAGGUUAUGGAAAGUUUCAGACUGCUAGAAUGGAAGAUUUCACCUUCAAUGACUUGUAUAUUAAACUAGGCUUUCCUUACUUAUAUUGUCACCAGGGAGACUGUGAACAUGUUAUCAUCAUUACUGACAUAAGGCUUGUGCAUCAUGAUGACUGCUUGGAUAGGACACUCUAUCCUCUCCUUAUCAAGAAGCACUGGCUGUGGACUAGAAAAUGCUUUGUUUGCAAAAUGUACACAGCUAGAUGGGUGACCAACAAUGACAGUUUUGCACCAGAGGAUCCCUGUUUCUUUUGUGAUGUUUGCUUCCGAAUGCUCCACUAUGAUUCAGAAGGCAACAAACUGGGGGAAUUCCUUGCUUAUCCUUAUGUUGAUCCUGGAACCUUUAAUUAAGAAUAGCCACAUACAUACACACAGAAAAAUGCACCUUUCAGAAAUAACUGUUCCCUUGGAUAGUUACCUUAUAAGAAAUCCCACUGAGGACUAGAUCCACUUGGAACCACCAGCUAAACAUAACCUUUUCAGAAAGUCCAAAUCACAGAUUUUUCUGUAAAGUAACUUGCUUUUAAAUGUUUAGAAAUAUGUUUAAUUAUAUAUUAGUACUUAUUCCAAAAUAUUUUUCAUUUAGUACUUUUUGCCCCUUUUAAGUGGGUUGUUUUAUUUUCAACUUGUAGAAUUGCUGAAUAUAAAUCUUUUGUCAGAUACACAUAUUCUGAUUUUUUUCCCCAGUCCAUGGCUUGCCUAUUUAUUUUCUGUCCAGUGUUUUUCACUAAUGAUAAAAUUCAGUUAGUGAUAUAUCAAGUGGAGGAAGUAUUUUGAAAAUUCUUUGAAGAAUGUGCAAGCUAUACCGUCUACCACGAGGCUUCCAAGGUAAAGAUCCUUCAAAUAAAUAUCCUUCAAAUAUCUGUACUAAAAAUUAGGGAGAAGAAUACAAGUGAUUUUAAAUAAAUAACACAAAAUGAAGAAUAGCUAUCGUGGUAAUUUAAAGUUAUAGUGGGUUCUUUUAUAAUGUAAUGUUACCUUUAGUUUUGAUAGGUACUGGACACAUUAAGACUUUGUUUUUGAGACAGAAGCUGUCUCUGUCACCCAGGCUAGAGUAUACGACAUCAGCCUUGCUCACAAUCUCUUAACUCCUAGGCUCAAACAAUCCUCCUGCCUCAGCUUCCUAAGUACUUGGGACUAUAGGCAUCUCCCAAUUCACACCCAGCGAACUUUUGUAUUUUUAGUAGAGACAGCCCCGCUGGUCUUGAACUCUUGAGUUCAAGCAGCCUCCAGAGUGUUAGGAUUAUAGGCAUGAGCCACUGUGCCUAGCCACAUACGAGACACAAAGAAACUCACCUAUGAAAGUAAAAAGGUCUUGUAUGUUCACGCCUUCACAGAAGUAACAUUUAAAUUGAAGCGUCAAUUCUUGACAGAAACUUCCUAUGGAUCAUAAAUGCUAGGAGCUUAAAAUAUAUCAAUUUAGUAUUAUGAUUAUAAAAAUAUGUUUUACAUGACUAUAGGGACAUGGUAAGAAUCAAGAUUGUACUGAUUGCUAGCACUGGCUCACUUAUUUUUAGCUAGUAUUAUUGAAUAUUCUAUAAGCAAAAACAAAAGUAAACAGUUUCCUGGCCCAGCUCUUCUAUUCCUCUGGCCCCUAACUAUAAUAAUCCAAGUUACUCUCUUCUGUCAUCCUGAGCCAAAGAGAAAAGGAAACUUUUAAUUGAUUCCCAGGUCCAGAUCCUCAGAAAAAACUGUAGCUAGUUAUCUAUACUGAAAUAUUUUCUGGAAACCUUUUUGGGUGGAAAAUUUAAUACCUCCUGAGACUUUAAGAAUGCUGUGAAACAGAUUUUAAAUGCAUCAUAGUGUUUGUUUUACUUUCUCCCAGGUUAUUUUAAAUUCACCUGAGUGCCACAUCUGGAUGGCUAAGAACAGACUUUUUAUCAUAAAAAUAAAAAAAGUGAAGCCUGUAGGACUAUAUUUAAAAGAUUGACAAUGAAGUUAUGAUUUAUGGACCUAAAUGCCACGUAUCUUUUAAGUUGAUUGGUUUGGAGCGGACAAGCACCCGUUUCUGGUAUGUCUAGUGUUUUUCUCAUUCACGGAUUCAUUCAGUUAGUACACACAGGAUCGGUAUACAGAAUUAAGAGGCCACUCUAGACUUACCCUGUUUCCCCAAAAAUAAGACAUCCUCCGAAAAUAAGACCUACUUACAGGAAAGAUAAGACGUCCCCUGAAAAUAAGAUCUAGCGCAUCUCUGGGAGCACACCUUAAAGUAAGACACUGUCUUAUUUUCGGGGAAACAGGGUAGGUUUUUACUUAGCUAUAACUAGAAGAGCAUUAAUAUUGAACAGAUGGAAAAUUCUGUUGGAAAACCAUAGACUUAAGAUAAAUGAGUGAUAUGCCCAAUUCCUAAAAUUCCACAGGUAAAAUAUAUUUUUUGAUUCUUUAUUUUCUUUACUUAGAGAUGAGGUUUUGCUAUGUUAUGUUGUCCAGGCUAGUCUUAAACUCCUGGCCUCUAGCGAUCCUCUCACCCUAACUUUCCAAGUGCUGGGAUUAUAGGUGUAAGCCAAUGUGCCAGGCCCAAUUCCUUUGUUAUUAAUACUGCAUUCCUUUUAGGUCAUGCGUUAAUGUGCAGUGGUCUGUUUACUUUGAUUCAUUUUAGAUUCAUAUUCUCAAAAUGGCAAAUUUCAGAAAGCUAAUUACUGUUAUAAUACAUUGUGCCAUGUGUGCUGCCAGUCUAUUCAUCUUAGUGGACCAAGAACAAAGAUAAUCAUUUAAAACAUUGUUUUAUUUAUUGAAAAUGUUAAUCUUUAAGAUUAAUUUUUUUUCACUAAAGACUCAGAUACCUCUUAUUGUUUCCUAGUGAAACUGAGAAGGGCUAACCAGGUUGCUCCAUUUUAUCAGUGUAAUCAGUCAUAUACAGAUAUUCCCACCAAGUUGAGUCAAAAAAAUUCCUUAUAGGGGUGUGUGUGUGUGUGUGUGUGUGUGUAUACACAACACUUUUUUUUUUUUGAGACAGAAUCUCACCUCAUUGCCCUUGGUAGAGUGCUGUGACAUCGCAGCUCACAGCAACCUCAAACUCUUGGGCUCAAGUGAUCUUCUUGCCUCAGCUUCCUGAAUAGCUGGGACCACAGGUGCCCGCCACAAUGCCUGGCUAUUUUUAGAGAUGAGGUCUCGCUCUGGCUCAGGCUGUUCUUUAACUGGUGAGCUCAAGCAAUCCACCCACCUCAGCUUCCCAGAGUGCUGGGAUUACAGGUGUGAGCCACCAUGCCCCGCCUCUAACUUUGUAUAUUUUGAAGCUAUAAAAUCUCUGAUCCAAAACAGCUUUUCUUUAUGCCUAGUUCAACCUAUUAAUCACAACUUGCUUGUUAAACAAAUAUGAAAAUGUUAUCAUGAACAGAGUAUCUUUUGUAUUUAAAAAUGAAUUUUUAUACAAUAAUAGAUGCACAUACACAAAAAUUACUAUAGAAAAGCAAUAUCUAUUAAACAUCUCUGUCAAUACCCUUUAAGGAUAAUUAAACAUUGGAUCUUACUAGGUCAGUCAUUUCUAACAUUAUCUGUGUGUUGCAGAUUAAUACAACACAAAUAUAAACACAUUUCUGCCUAUUAUACCUUUGUUUCUAAAUUCUUUAAUGAUACGGGUUUGCUAUUUCCAAUAGAUUGUCCUUUCUAAGGCCAAUGGGACAAAGUAAGUUGUUAGUGAAGCCCAUACAGAGCCCUAUACAAGCCUUUGCUCUUACACAGAAUUAGAUGGCAGAUUUCCUCUUGACCAGACAUCCAGGUAAGUGUGUGUGGGGAGGAACAUACACUUACGUGACUGUUUAUCAGCAAAACAGGGUAAAUGUAUUGGUAUACUGUUAGAAGUCACUAAUAUGAUAGCUUUUUUUUUUUUUUUCUUUUUUGGGACAGUCUCAUUAUGUCGCCCUCAGUAGAAUGUCACAGCUCACAGCAACCUCCAACUCUUGGGCUUCAGCAAUUCUCUUGCCUCAGCCUCCCAAGUAGCUGGGACUACGGGCACCCGCCACAAUGCCCAGCUAUUUUGUUGCAGUUGUUUAACUGGCCUGGGCUGAGUUCGAACCCGCCACCCUCGGUGUUAUGUGGCUGGUGGCAUAAACGCUGUGCUACGGGCACUGAGCCUAAAAUAGCAUUUUUAAGGCUUAAAGUCUCUGAUAAAAUGUCUACACACACAGUCUUGAUUCAAGAUGAUGUAUCUGAAAUUUUUCUAAGCAGCUGAAAAACCUUCAACAAUCUAUUCUGCUAGGUCAUGUAUAAAUUAACUCUUUAAAAUGUUAUCCAAUGAUGAUUUAAAAGAACCCAGCACAAAAUAGGUGUUGUUUAUACUUUUUUUUGGGAGGGGGGCUGUCAUUGAAAUCACUCAGAAGUUUGUUCAUCUUGGGAGUUUUGACCAACUACACAAUUUGAGUCACUGUUCCUAAAAAUUUUUGAUAAUCAUUCAUAAAACUUAGAGUUGUGAGAGUGAUAUUAUCUAUGAAUCAGCCUAGACAAAUAGAGAAAAUUUCUUGAGAAGACAGUGGUUCUCAACCUUCCUAAUGCCACGGCCCUUUAACACAGUUCCUGUGGGUCAUGACUCACGGGUUGAGAACUGCUGUUCCAGAGGAAGGUCUACCUAUGCAGGCAGACCUAACUUAUUAACAUGCUGCAUUAUCUCCAGAAGUUGAAUAUUCUGUGGCUUCUUGGUAAAACUACAGGUCUGUUGGGUCAGACAAAAGAUAAACAUUUCCUUUAUUUUUGCCAUCCAUGAGCUUACCCUGUCUUCCCAAAUACCACAAUUCCAUCACUUAUAAAAAGCAAAGAAAUUACUAGAGUUUGAUAGAAAAAUUCUUUAAUCAAAACAAGUUUACACAUUGACACUUAUGGCUUAACUAGAAUAAAUCUGUCCAAGUUAAAACUGUAGUAAGGACCAAACAGAUAGCGACUGGUAUAUAUGGGGGUUCUCUGAAAACAGUAGGUCCUAGUACCAUUGUAAGAUCUCU